Molecule: messenger RNA, 786 nt
Organism: Aspergillus bombycis
Lineage: Eukaryota; Fungi; Ascomycota; Eurotiomycetes; Eurotiales; Aspergillaceae
Product: oxidase ustYa family protein
Exons: 3
Coding region: 1-786 (261 amino acids)
Biological process (GO): mycotoxin biosynthetic process
Source: RefSeq, a predicted model, not a curated record
AUGCCAAUAUUCUUUAAACGCAUGAAAGAAUACACCUACGAGAAACUAAACAGCAAUGAACCUCCAAAGCCCUCAAAAACAACCUUCAACUGGCAGCUCGGCAUCCCAUGGGCCCUCUCCGCAAUCCUAGCCCUCUUCUCCGGCUACCUGCUAUUCCACCAACCAGCAACGCACGGGGCGUACAAAACCGACUUCCCAGACGCGCAACCAUCCGUCUCCUACGAAGAGCGCAUUUUCACGGGAAAGUUCUUCUACAAUGACGAAACACAGAAGAUAGAACGAGAAGUUGAUCCCACCAGGCCUCAAUAUGCGGGUCCGCCUAGCCCAGAGAUAGACGCUGCGUGGGCUGAAUUGCUUCGCGGAGAAUUCCCCGCGAUCACCGAAGAAGAGGCAGCGCCCUUCCAACCUGGGAUCGAAAAGUUCCCGGACACAGGCAAUUACCACUUCGAAUUGGACGUCUUCCACUCCCUCCACUGCUUAAACUAUAUCCGCAUGAACCUGGAUAAAGAUUACUACUCCGCUCACCUUGAAAAACACGAUGGGAUUCUGCGGAAUGCGCCCCAUAUGCCGGAUAACUGGGGUCAGGCCCAUCUACAUCAUUGUCUGGAUCAGGUUGUGCAGUCUGUGGUUUGUCAUGCGGACUUAUCGCCGGUGCCCAUGUACGGGUGGGAGGGGGUGCCAGUCUUCUUGGGCGUCGGGCAGACGCAUACGUGCCGGAAGUGGGAGCCUAUACGGGAGUGGCUUGAUGCGAGGAAUGAGGUUUCGAAGCCGCUUGAGGAGGAUUAG